GCCCGCCCCGUCACGUGCGCCCAAGUCCUCGCGGCCGGGGCAGCGCCGUUCCCUUGCUUCAAGGCUGUUGAUGGAGAAGGGGGCGGAUGACAGCCGGGACCGUGGUCAUCACCGGGGGCAUCUUGGCGACUGUGAUUCUGCUCUGCAUCAUCGCUGUUCUGUGCUACUGCCGGCUCCAGUACUACUGCUGCAAGAAGGACGAGUCGGAGGAGGACGAGGAGGAGCCGGACUUCGCCGUUCACUCGCACCUGCCCCCACUGCACUCCAACCGCAACCUGGUGCUGACCAACGGGCCGGCGCUCUACCCCACUGCCUCCACCUCCUUCAGCCAGAAGUCUCCGCAGGCCCGCGCCCUGUGCCGCAGCUGCUCCCACUGCGAGCCCCCCGCCUUCUUCCUACAGGAGCCGCCGGAGGAGGAAGAGGACGUGCUGAACGGCGGGGAGCGCGUGCUCUACAAGAGCGUGAGCCAGGAGGACGUGGAGCUGCCCGCGGGGGGCUUCGGGGGCCUGCAGGCGCUCAACCCCAACCGCCUCUCGGCCAUGCGGGAGGCCUUCGCCCGGAGCCGCAGCAUCAGCACCGACGUGUGACCCGGGCCAGCCCCCGGGACCCUGGCCUGGAAGGUCCUGAGACCAUGGGGGGAUUCCUGUGGCACACCCACCUGGCCCCAGGCCCCAAGUGGGGCUUGGCUGAGCCCUCCUCGAAUCCCUGUCCUCAGGGGAGGCCCAGGCUUGGGGAGCCCCCAGGCUCACGGCAGGGAUAAGGCUCACUGAACACAAACGUGUCCUGGGGGGAGGCACAGCUGGGGCCUGGGGCUGGAAGGACCAGGUGACCAUACAGCCAGCCGGGCGUGCACCAGGGCUCUCAGGCUCGGAGGCCACCGAUACUCCUGAUGCUUCUGUCUCAGACCCAACAACUUGGCCAUCCCAGGAGGUCUCCAUGUGUCACCCCCUCCCUGGGUCUCAGCCUUCUCACCUGCUCAAGGAAGGGAUGACCUCAGUGAGGCCCAGGGCUCUGCAGCAAGGCCCUUCCUGGCAAUUGCAGACCAAGGAUUCUGCCCCUCCACCCUGAACUCCGGCCUCUCUCUCUUCCUCUAUUUUUCCCUCUUUCUCUCUCUCCCCUACCCGUCUGUCCCUCUCACACACACACUCUCCAGGGUUCAAGUGCCAAAUAUCUGCCCAGGCUGAGACACAUUGUGCUGAGCCCCCUGCAGAUGGACAGGCUGCCCCCUAGAAGGAAGACUUUCAGGGGCAGCAGGGCCCUUGGGAUGCUCAGCCCCGACCGCUUUUUAGGGGAAGAGGGAGGCACGGGGAGAGGGAGAGGCCAUGUCGCAGCCCACCUGCCGUGGGAGAGGCAACGCGGAAACGUAUAGACCCAGUGCUCAGCCAGAAACAGGGCCAGCAAGCGGCAGUGCAUGGAGGCAGCCCGAGGCUCGUUAGGUUGGGCAGAGCCGUGGCCCAGGGCUUGAAAACCGCCGAGUUCCCCAUGAGACUUGGCUGACCCUUCCCACCCUUGGGCCUCAGUCUCCCCAUCUUGUGUGAUGAGGGGCUGGUCACAGAGAGACCCUGAGGACAGAGGUCUUCAGGCUCUGGGUCUCAACAGGAACUGAGAGCUCCAGGGCAGACAGAGCUGCAGGU
This is a messenger RNA of Mandrillus leucophaeus (drill), 1634 nucleotides long. It is a transcript of the gene FAM163B, whose product is annotated as family with sequence similarity 163, member B. The transcript has 3 exons. The record is from RefSeq and is a predicted model, not a curated record. The coding region runs from base 87 to 587 and encodes 166 amino acids. NCBI's taxonomy places the organism in Eukaryota, Metazoa, Chordata, Mammalia, Primates, Cercopithecidae.